CGUGGGCCUGCGAAGGGUACGGUGCCUAUAGAGCGGUACCUAAACAAGCGGCACCUCAACAAGGACGGCACCUAAACAGCCCUAACUGCGUGAGGGCCUGAGCUCCGCCCUGGGUCCUGGACGGGAGCCGGAGGCGCAACUCGCCAAUCGUGGGUUGUAAGCUUAAUAAUGGUGGCUUCGGCCCGGCUCGACGCGGUCGACCUGUCAAAGGGACUGAGAAUAUAAAUCCUAAGCCCCCAAAGCUUCGGGAUUAGCUCUGCUGCCCUCUAUCCCUCCUGUCUCUUCCACCCCUCACCACAAUCCAUCCGACCUCUGUCAACCAGCACAAGCACCCCCCGGAAACGCACACAACUCGACCAUUCCUUCGCCAUGUCGGACUGCAAGACCUACUGCUACCCCGGCGCGGGCGAGUGGGCGCGGAAGGAGAUGUCCUAUUCCCAGGCCAUCCGCGUGGAAAACCGCAUCGUCUGUUCUGGCCAGGGUGGCUGGGACCGUCAGACACUCGAAUUCCGACAGACGCUAGACGAGGAGGUGGACCAGGCGUUCGAGAACGUGGAUGAGAACCUGAAGCACGCCGGAGGCAAGGGUUGGCCCCAGGUCUACCGCGUGGUAACCUACAGCACCAACAUCAAAGCUACGCACCAGCGCAUCGUUGACAACUUCCGCAAGUGGAUGCCGGACCACCAGCCCGUCUGGACUGAGAUCGGCGUCAAGGAGCUCGGCAUGCCCACCAUGCACAUCGAGAUCGAGGUUGAGGCCUUCGACCCCCAGGGCGCGGCCGAGGCGACCAAGAACUAGGCGGACUGGGCGUUUGGAGAGGGAACUAGAAAGGAGAAAAAAAACCCCCCAAAAACACAUAGCUUCACCCCCCUCUCACCCCCACUCCCACCCCGCUCGUAUUCAUAGACCGCCGGCCAUACUCUAUCGAGGUAGCUUUAGAAUAUAGCGUGUUGAUCCCG
Molecule: messenger RNA, 959 nt
Organism: Durotheca rogersii
Lineage: Eukaryota; Fungi; Ascomycota; Sordariomycetes; Xylariales; Xylariaceae
Product: YjgF-like protein
Exons: 2
Coding region: 370-798 (142 amino acids)
Source: RefSeq, a predicted model, not a curated record